This is a messenger RNA of Klebsormidium nitens, 1914 nucleotides long. Lineage: Eukaryota; Viridiplantae; Streptophyta; Klebsormidiophyceae; Klebsormidiales; Klebsormidiaceae. The record is from the annotation of a GenBank genome assembly.
AUGAAGACACUUGGGACGCCAUCCACGCAAGAAGCCCCGCCCUCUGGGGAAACCUUGCAGGGCUCCAGGUACUUCACCAGCGCCGGAUUCCAGUCCGCGAGCAAUCUGUCCCUUUCUUUCGUCCGGACAGGUAACAGCAUCAUAGAAUACACACGAAACGCGACGGAUGCACCCAACAUCACUGGUUACGAGGUAUCAUACGAUUCAGGCAGAGCAUCGCCCAUCCCUACGAACUUCAUCGCAACCCCACCCCUACAAUACAGAGAAUGGUACGUGAGAGCGGUCGCGCAGCAGGACAGAGCGAUCGUCACGCCCUUGCUGAGCGUGCUGGGCUAUCCCACCGUCAUCGUCAGCUACGCGAUUUCCGACAGUACGGAUACGCUGAGAGGAGCGGUCAACUUGGGUCUGGACGUCAGCUUCGUCCUGUCGACCCUGGCGAGCAGGAAUCGCACGGAUUUCUCCACAACGUACGUGACAAUACGUCAGAGUGGCGAUCUGCUCCCCCUGACGCAGAGCCCUAACUUCACGCAAUUCGUGAACGCCUACAACUCGACCGACCCCUUUGUCUCCGAAAGCGCCCGCAAGCUCGGAAACGCACUCUAUGACGAGAAGGAUUACAACCUGCAGAUACGCCUGCGGGGUCGCAGGUAUUUCGUGGGAGUGAAGAAGCUUCUGAACAACGUCGAUCUUACGAUGGUAGUCCUCAUGCCGAGGGACUACUUCUUCGCUCGGGUGGACCACGACAGGACCGUGACCAUCGGGGUCUUCUGCGCGGCCAUGGCCCUCUGGGCUGUGUUCGCGCUGGUAGUCAGUAUUGCCUUCUUCAGGUUGCGGAAGCGGGAGCGGAUCCUACGGGCCGCCGCCAAACACGAGGAAGAACAGCAUAAGCUCAAGCAGAUUCUGUUGACCAGGCUGAGCCACGAGUUGCGGACGCCGAUGACCGUAGUCAUGGGUUUGCUGGAAGAGCUCCAGAACGAUUGUAAACAAGAGGACCUCAUGGAGAACGUGAACCUGUUGAAGAAGACGAGCAUCGAUAUGUUGCACCUUUUAGACGGAAUUCUCGUCCUCGCGAAGAACGAAGCCGGAAAGACAAACGUGGAGAAGCAACUGUUCGACCUGAAGGCCGAGCUGAAGGCCGCUUUAGCAGCCAUAGCCCCUCUCCUAACACCCCAAGGAGUGACCACGAGCCUCAAGUACGAUGAGCACAUGGCAAAGGAAUUCGUGGGUGACCGCCGCGUGUUGCGGCAGAUCCUGGACAACCUCCUAAACAAUGCGGCAAAGUUCACGGACCACGGGCGUAUCGAGAUCGAGGUCGCGGGGAAUCCAGUGAAAACGGACGAUAGACUAUUGGGCGGGGACAUCACCGUGGAUUCCUCGUCGAGCCAGGGUACCUGCUUCCGAUUUUCAGUGUCACUUGGCGUCCCAUCCGCGUCCAUCAGGAGGUCCGAGGUGGUGAGCGAGACCAUGAAGAACGACGACUCUCCGUUGGAAGGCAUCCGCGUGUUGGUGGCGGAGGAUACACGACUCAUUAGUAAAAUCCUGGAGCGCUUCCUGCUAAAAGAGGGGGCUAGAGCCACGAUGUCGGAAGACGGAAAGGCGGCUCUGGACAUCUAUUGCGAGCGGCCGUUUGACUACGACAUCAUCCUCAUGGAUUUGCAGAUGCCUCGUUUGGAUGGUUACGAGGCUACAAGGCAGAUCCGUAAGCUGGAAACGGACGGUGCCCUCCCGGGGCGGGUCCCCAUCGUUGCGUUGACCGCCCACGCCAUGGAGAACGAUGCGAUCAAGUGCCGUGAGGUGGGAAUGAAUGAUUACAUCCGGAAGCCGAUUUCCCGCGAGACCAUGUUGUCCACUAUCCUCAGCCUCGCCCGAUCUAAGCGGCUCAGCAGUUCGCGUUCGAAUAUUUUGAAUCCUUGA